CACUGCAUUGCUCGGGGUCAAGUACGUAAUUGUUCACAACAUAAGGAUUUAGGGUUUCCUUGUCUCCUUACAAAGCUUCCUCUUUCCGCCGCCGCCGCCGCCCCUCACCGCGCUGCAGAGAACCCUCUCACCUCGCUCGCGGUCGCCUCCCAGAUCUCCCCAUGGCGUCGGAGAAGAAACAGUCGAACCCGAUGCGGGAGAUCAAGGUUCAGAAGCUCGUGCUCAACAUCUCCGUCGGCGAGAGCGGUGAUCGCCUCACCCGCGCCGCCAAGGUACUCGAGCAGCUGAGUGGGCAGUCACCGGUGUUCUCCAAGGCGAGGUACACUGUGAGGUCGUUCGGCAUCAGGCGUAAUGAGAAGAUUGCGUGCUAUGUGACAGUGAGGGGAGAGAAGGCGAUGCAGCUGCUGGAGAGUGGCCUGAAAGUCAAGGAGUAUGAGCUGCUGAGGAGGAACUUCAGUGAGACUGGCUGCUUUGGGUUUGGUAUCCAGGAGCACAUUGAUCUUGGCAUCAAGUAUGACCCAUCUACCGGUAUCUAUGGCAUGGACUUCUACAUCGUCCUUGAGCGUGCCGGGUACCGUGUUGCCCGCCGCCGCAGGUGCAAGUCCUGUGUUGGUAUCCAGCACAGGGUCACCAAGGAGGACGCCAUGAAGUGGUUCCAGGUCAAGUACGAGGGUGUGAUCCUCAACAAGGCCCAAGCCAACACCUCCUAAGUUUCACAAGACCUUAGCCCCCUCUUUAGAGCUCGAGUCAAUUAAGUUUAUCCGGUGCUUGGAUUUGUACUAGAAGAAACCAAAUGCAUUGUCAGUUUUGCCUGUACUGGAGUUGGAUCCUUUUUAGGGUGCCCCGUAUUUUCAUCUUAUUUUGUUGUUGGAUAAGCCCAAAUAGCGUUUGUUUGCUACAAGAAUGGUGCUAAGAUAGACCUGAACUUAAUUGUGCUAAGAUAAUUGAGACGUUCAACCGAAACUGAACCUGAACUCAGUUGUGCUAAAUAGAACAUGAAGCAUGAGAAUUAUGCAGCUCA
Panicum virgatum (switchgrass) is the source of this 1021-nucleotide messenger RNA. Its product is annotated as 60S ribosomal protein L11-like. The record is from RefSeq and is a predicted model, not a curated record. The coding region runs from base 162 to 710 and encodes 182 amino acids. NCBI's taxonomy places the organism in Eukaryota, Viridiplantae, Streptophyta, Magnoliopsida, Poales, Poaceae. Gene Ontology annotation, biological process: translation. The transcript is spliced from 5 exons. Gene Ontology annotation, cellular component: ribosome; cytosolic large ribosomal subunit. Gene Ontology annotation, molecular function: structural constituent of ribosome; RNA binding.